This is a messenger RNA of Prunus mume (Japanese apricot), 1954 nucleotides long. NCBI's taxonomy places the organism in Eukaryota, Viridiplantae, Streptophyta, Magnoliopsida, Rosales, Rosaceae. The record is from RefSeq and is a predicted model, not a curated record.
UAAAUCAUGAAAGCAUUGGUGGGCCAAAUGUCAAGGAUAUCCGUCUGGAGAACUUCAAUGUUUCUGUGGGUGGCCGCGAUCUAAUUGUGGAUGGUUCAGUAACACUUUCUUUUGGAAGGCAUUAUGGCCUUGUUGGAAGAAAUGGUACAGGGAAAACAACAUUUCUUAGGCACUUGGCUAUGCAUGCCAUUGAUGGCAUUCCUAAGAACUUCCAAAUAUUGCAUGUGGAGCAAGAAGUGGUGGGUGAUGACACAUCAGCCUUGCAAUGUGUUCUGAACACUGAUGUUGAAAGAACUCAGCUUAUGGAAGAAGAAGCUCGUCUCCUCGCUAAACAGAGAGAACUGGAGUUUGAGGAAUCAACAGAAACGAGCAAUGGGGCAAUUGACAAAGAUGCUAUUGGACGGAGGCUUCAGGAGAUAUACAAAAGGCUUGAGUUCAUAGAUGCUGAUUCCGCAGAGUCACGUGCAGCUUCCAUUCUUGCAGGUCUUAGUUUCUCUCCGGAGAUGCAGCGAAAAGCAACUAAAGCAUUUUCUGGAGGAUGGAGAAUGCGAAUAGCUCUUGCUCGUGCCCUGUUUAUAGAGCCUGAUUUGUUACUACUUGAUGAACCCACGAACCAUCUUGAUCUUCAUGCUGUCCUCUGGCUGGAGACUUACCUGGUGAAGUGGCCGAAAACAUGUAUAGUUGUUUCUCAUGCUAGAGAAUUCUUGAACACGGUGGUCACUGAUAUCCUUCAUCUUCAUGGGCAAAAAUUAAAUGCCUACAAGGGGAACUAUGAUAUAUAUGAGAGGACACGAAUUGAACAGGUCAAGAACCAACAGAAAGCUUUUGAGUCCAAUGAGCGUUCAAGAGCACAUAUGCAGACUUUUAUUGAUAAGUUCCGUUACAAUGCAAAGAGGGCCGCACUUGUUCAAUCAAGAAUUAAGGCAUUGGACCGGUUGGGACAUGUGGACGAGAUUGUAAAUGACCCUGACUAUAAAUUUGAGUUCCCAACUCCAGACGACAGACCUGGUCCUCCUAUAAUAAGUUUCAGUGAUGCAUCUUUUGGUUAUCCUGGGGGGCCCGUUUUGUUUAAGAAUUUAAAUUUUGGAAUUGACCUUGACAGCCGCAUAGCAAUGGUUGGGCCAAAUGGCAUUGGUAAAUCAACAAUACUCAAGCUAAUUGCAGGGGAGCUACAACCAAUCUCUGGGACAAUUUUCCGUUCGGCUAAGGUUCGGAUUGCUGUAUUCAGUCAGCACCAUGUUGACGGGCUAGAUUUAUCUUCUAAUCCCCUAUUGUAUAUGAUGCGAUGCUACCCGGGAGUGCCUGAACAAAAGCUCCGAUCUCACUUAGGUUCUUUUGGUGUAACUGGAAAUCUAGCACUUCAGCCAAUGUACACUUUAUCUGGUGGUCAAAAGAGCAGAGUUGCUUUUGCCAAGAUAACUUUCAAGAAACCACACAUAAUAUUGCUUGACGAGCCCUCCAAUCAUCUGGACUUGGAUGCUGUGGAGGCACUAAUACAAGGUCUUGUUAUCUUCCAAGGAGGCAUUCUCAUGGUUAGUCACGAUGAGCAUCUUAUCUCUGGAAGUGUGGAUGAGCUGUGGGUGGUAUCAGAGGGUAGGAUAGCACCAUUCCAUGGCUCUUUUGAGGACUACAAGAAGAUACUGCAGUCAUCGUAGAUAAAAUGUUAUGAAAACUCGGAAGAAUACACAACUCUGGAGCUUGUGCAUGCCGUGGCAUGUGAGCAAUAUUUUGAUAUAGUGCACUUGUAUUGUAUGUACCCACAAAUAUGAUUCUUUUUGUUUUGGUUCUGAAAAGUUGAUUAAUCUUUUGCUCAGAAUAGUAACUUCUGCUUAGAAUGAACGUGGGGUUUCUUUCCCCCUCCCCCAUGGCAUCCAGCUCGAAACCCCAAGGGGUUUCUUUCCUCCAAUGUAACCAAAAAAAAGUUGGAUUUUAUGCUCAUAUUUGAUUCACUUAA